CCGACUUCCAUAGCACAGACGCGUCUGAUAGAAACCAGUAAACUAUUCGGAAAAUUUCCCAGUGACUCAACAGAAUUUAUUUACUCCACGACGAUAAGAAGUUCGGCGCCUGGAAGCUCAUGUCUGACCGUGAACGGAGCUAUAUUACCCUCCACCUGCACUUAAUUGUUUCGGAGUUUUGCUCUCGCAACUUUUUAAGACGAGGACGCAUACUUGGAUUUUGGGGAACUUUGGCAAACGACGGGACAUCGUGUGCGCCAGGCGUCAGGCAUAGGAGUCAACAAGUGGCUCUCAUUUGCGGGUAGAGGAGAGAGAUUAUGAAAGCUUGAAGUUGCUGAAUGGAAAGUUAGUUUUCACUUUCUUGUGCGCGGAGUACUUCAACUAAUCACAUUUUAUUUGAGCCACUGGAAGGUGAGGAGGACAUACGUGCUUUAAAUCUUGUACGAGUUUGUUAUCACCAUGAGUGGACCAGUGCUUUUCCAGAUGUGGACGGUUUUAUUGUUGGGGACUAUCACCGGGGUCUGCAGGGCUCAGUUCUCCACCGCCAAAGUUCUGAGGGGCAACAUCAGGAGAGACGACAGCAAUCGCCUCACCACAGACUUCUACCGCAAAGAUGAAAACGUCACCGUAACGGCAGUGGGCGGCGCCAUCUACAGCCCACGCUACCCCAACGCUUACCCCCGCAAUCUUAUGUUGUCAUGGAAACUGCUGUCGCCACCAGGGAGCCGCAUACACCUGGAGUUUGACGGACACUUCGGCCUGGAGGAGGCUGAGAAUGGAGUUUGCAGGUAUGACUUUGUGGAAGUGGAGGACCAUUCAGAGACCAGCACUAUAAUUUGGGGUCGCUGGUGUGGGCAGAAGGCCCCGCCUAGUCUCAACUCCAAAACCAACAUGCUCAGAGUCACCUUCAAGUCGGAUGACUACUUUGUUGCAAAGCCGGGAUUCAAAGUCUACUGCUCGCUGCUGUAUGAUGCUUCUCUGCCUGCAUCCAACACCAACUGGGAGGCUGUCACUAUGCCUAUGUCGGACAGUGCUGGAGGGCAGAUGCCAGCGGCCGUCACACAGGUUCCUUUCUCAUUGGAGGAUUUGGACCGGACCAUAGCUGCCUUUGACACCGUAGAACAGUUGUUUAGAUCCCUGAGCCCAGACACCUGGAGACAGGACCUGGACAGCAUCUACACUCAAACACACAUACAAUACAGAUCCAGGGCCUAUCAUCUCGCAAGCAGACAUAAUAAAGUUGAUCUAAACCGUCUCUACGACGACGUCAAGCGGUACAGCUGUACGCCUCGCAACUACUCUGUGAACCUGCGCGAGGAGCUGAGGGCCACCAACGCCGUCUUCUUCCCCCGAUGUCUGCUGGUCAAACGCUGUGGAGGCAACUGUGGCUGCGGAACUGAGAACUGGAACAACGGCUGCACCUGUCAGGCCUCCAAGACGACACUCAAACUACACGAGGUGCUGAAGUACGCCCCAGAGGUCACUCUGUAUCAGCGCCAACGGAGGCCGCAGGUGCGCUGGGUCAUAAAUGAGAUCUUCCUCACACAUCAUGAAAAGUGCGAGUGUGCGUGUCCCUCCCAGCCCCCCCGCUGAGACACCCAGACUGGCACGUGCAUCUGGAACUGAUGGACGAGUUCUUCUUUUAUCAAUUUUUGCAACGGACUUCAUAUAAUUUCAGCAACGCAGACACAUAUGCAGCAAAGAAGAAGGUGAAAAAAACACAGCUCGCGUCAUACACGUGACCUUCCUCUGUUCACGGGCCAAACUUGUAAACGCAUAAAUGUUUCCAGCCAAACACGUACUUUAUUUAACUUUCCUGGAACUUGGAGUCUACAUUGUUCCUGGUUCAAUCAGUUUUUUACUCAAACGAAAUACGAAAGAUUCUUACCAUACCACAUGAUGACAAAAUGUUGCAUCAAACUUACAUUUACAUUUUGAUUUAGGAGUUUAACGGAUGCAAACUUGAUUGAAUUGAAAUUUGAUUGACCCCCAACUUUUAAAAAUUCCUAUUUUGUAUGUAUUUGAAUUUCUUCGUACUAUAAAAGCAGCGUUUGUAGAAACUUCCGGCACUUCCUCUGCCAGGAGCAUGCUCAGAAGAGUGAGCGUGAGACGGAAGGAGGGAAGGGAGAGGGGUUGGAGGAAGUGUAAACCAUAAUAACACUUUAUCUUGAUGUGAAAUUAGGCUAACCACAGCCCUACAGAUCUGAAUUGCACAGUAACACACUCACACACACAUUCACUUUAAGCUUUAGUUCCCACCUAAAGACAGAAAGUGUAGUUAUUAUUUAUACUGAAUUCUUUACUGCUCUAUUUUUCAGUGAAGCUCUCCUUUUUUUUGUCUGCACACAUUCCUGUCUGCAUAUAUUCCUGCUUCCCUUUGUCUAUCCAUACGCUUCCCACUCCUUUUCUUCCCCCCCCCUGACUCCAUCUCUCUCUCUUUCUAAAGCAUGCACCCUCUCUCUCCCCUCAUCACUCACUCUCUAACACAUCAAAGGAGAUGUCAGAUCAGGCGGCUGCGCUUUGCCCAGUUUUCGGUGCGUUCCUGGCAUUCCAACUGCUAACCGGAAUUCUGCGAACGCGGAUAAAACCCCUGAUCCUCAGACCCUGAACUCAUAAGAGAAAAGAGAGGCAGCUGACGUAAAAAUUGAUAAUCAAGCAACCUAUUCGUAGAUUACCAGCACUUUGGGAUGAAAGCUGAGAAGAGCCACUUUUGAGAUGCGACAGAAAAGAUUGCAGCUACUUCAGCGGUUUCAAUCAGCAUGUUCAUGUAUUCAGCUAGCCUGAUUUUUUUUGUCAAGCUGCUCACAUGUAUCACAAUCUUCCCUACUGCUCUGCAAUUCUGCAGCGGCACCACAGUGAACAAGAGAUCUGUGGGAAUUAGAGUAAUUUUCAUGGUCUCUGCUGAAAAUAAAACUGAUACUUGAGUGUGUGUGUGUGUGUGUGUGUGUGUGUGUGUGUGUGUGUGUGUGUGUGUGUGUGUGUGUGUGUGUGUGUGUGAGUGCCAGUCUGCAUGUAACAGCUCAGGAAGAGGUCCUUUUGUUUAAAGGGUGGAGGGUUACCGACAGUCUGCGAGAGCUGGCAGCCGAUACAAGCAUGGGAAUGGUCAGCAUGUGACUGUGCGUGCAAGUGUGUGUGUGUGUGUGUGUGUGUGUAUGUGUGUGUGUGUGUGUGUGUGUGUGUGUAGGUAGCUAGAGUAUCAAAGCGAUAGAGCAAGAAUUCAAAGUAACUGCUUAUCAUUUCCAAACACAUGAUCCAGCUGUGAGAAAUAAAAGGCACCGGCAUCAGUCAUCUCUCCAUCAUCACCUCCCAUGUGUCGCACGCUCAGGCCCGCUUACAGGCCCGCUUACAGGCCAGAUUUACACCGAGAAAAUGGGAUUUUACACACUUCUUUUGUUCUAAAGACAGACAAAAAAGAAAAACCGGACACUGAGACGAUUCCUCAGUCACAGUGAAACCCGAUCAGCCGUGUGCCCGCGGCGCUUUUAGGUGCAUGUGUGUGUACUGUAAGUCACGGAUGUUAUUCGGCAGGUGUGUGGAUACAAAGCGCUCUCAAAUAUUCCAAAAGUGUGUCAGGUUGUGCGGUAGUCACAUUCCAAGUCAUUUAGCCCAGACAACCUCAAACACACACACACACACACACACACACACACACACACACACACACACACACACACACACACACACACACACACACACACACACACAGUUGUUUCUGGCUGUAGCUUGACUUUGUUGUAAAGCUUUUGUCUUCUGUUCUCAUGCAAAGUUUGCUUUCAUUCCACAAAGAUAAACACAAAGCUCGUACAGAGUCGGUGAUUUGUUCAAAUUUCACAGAGGACGGUUGGCAGGUUUAUCACCCUGUUAUAUUUUCAUGAGCUAACAAACCAGAUUGUGAUUAGGCAUCGUGUCAUUUUCCAAGAAGUUACUCUAACAUUUUAUGAAAUCUGCUGCAAAUUCAUAAUUUUAAAUGUAUCCUGUGUCUGCCAGUUUGCUGGCGUUAUCAGCAUAUUCCAUUGUUGCGUGCUCCAAGGUGAAUUUCCUCUUUCUCCUCAUAACUGCUUUGUUUUCUCCUCCAGUUCUUUGCAAUAGAACCACAUGUGUUUUAAAUUCGGACAUUUCAACCUGCUUGUGUGAUUGUUUGGAACUAAGAGAGACAAAACCACACAUUAGACCUUUGAGGCAUUUUCAGAUUGUCAUGCUUUCAAUAAGAUUUCAGAGUUUCAGCUUCCCGUCUGAGGAUCGUGAAGAUUGUAUUAUUUUCAACUCUGAGAAAUAUUUGAGCAAAAACCUGCUUCGCUCUAUUCAGAAAAACAUUCAUGACGAAACUGUACGUAUGCUUUAAUUAAAUAAUUUAUUGUGUCUUUCUCUAUUGUUUUAUUAAACAUAUCAGCUGGUUGGUCUUGAUAAAUAAAGUGUUUCUAGCA
This is a messenger RNA of Cottoperca gobio, 4424 nucleotides long. It is a transcript of the gene pdgfd, whose product is annotated as platelet derived growth factor d. Lineage: Eukaryota; Metazoa; Chordata; Actinopteri; Perciformes; Bovichtidae. The transcript is spliced from 7 exons. Gene Ontology annotation, molecular function: platelet-derived growth factor receptor binding; growth factor activity. Bases 460 to 1593 code for a protein of 377 amino acids. The record is from RefSeq and is a predicted model, not a curated record. Gene Ontology annotation, cellular component: membrane. Gene Ontology annotation, biological process: positive regulation of protein autophosphorylation; positive regulation of ERK1 and ERK2 cascade; positive regulation of MAP kinase activity.